AUGGAGAAUGAGGUUAGAAGAUUUGAAAAGGAAUGUGAUAAAAAAAGAAUUGGUUUUUUAGUAUCUAAUGUUUAUUUUUCUAACAAAGCUAUUGAAAUAGUUGAAAAUAAUGAUAGGAUUUAUUUAUGUUGCGAGAAUGAUAUAGUUGAUGUUAUCAAAAAGGUUGAAAAACAUAAGUGUUAUAGUAUAAAAAAUAGGAUGGAAGAUAUUGAACAUCUUGAGUUUAUUAAUGAAACACAAAAGGAAUUGAUUAGUCGUCAAGAUUGUAUUAAUGGAUUGCAAAAAGAAUUGAUUGAACGACAGGUUUUAUUAAUAGCAAAAUUAAAAGAAUAA
Molecule: messenger RNA, 333 nt
Organism: Cetraspora pellucida
Lineage: Eukaryota; Fungi; Glomeromycota; Glomeromycetes; Diversisporales; Gigasporaceae
Source: the annotation of a GenBank genome assembly